Myripristis murdjan (pinecone soldierfish) is the source of this 3244-nucleotide messenger RNA. RefSeq names its product guanine nucleotide binding protein (G protein), gamma 12b (gene gng12b). The coding region runs from base 402 to 620 and encodes 72 amino acids. The transcript has 4 exons. Gene Ontology annotation, biological process: G protein-coupled receptor signaling pathway. Gene Ontology annotation, molecular function: G-protein beta-subunit binding. The record is from RefSeq and is a predicted model, not a curated record. Lineage: Eukaryota; Metazoa; Chordata; Actinopteri; Holocentriformes; Holocentridae. Gene Ontology annotation, cellular component: heterotrimeric G-protein complex.
GGGCGCCAUUGGUAUUACAAAUGAGAGCAUGAAAAGAGAACGGCACAAUCCCCAUCUCAGCCACUAACUCUGUGUCCACAUAUGACCGGGAGGAGAGCUCGUCUUGUCGUGUCUCCCCUCUCCUCACACUCAUGCUGCGAAGCGGACUGGACCUAUCAGCGGCUCUGAAUUCACCUGAACAUCGAAACCAAACUUUUGUUACGGCACAGAAGCCGUCAGACCGCGCGUGGCAGCCAGACAUCAAAGCCGGAUUAUUUUGAUGAGACGUCGCUGAAAGGAAAAAAACACUUCCAGUGGAGCCCAAGUGAGAUUUAUGUUGUUCACACAAACUGGGAUCUUCGAUACAUGAUCUCUGAAAUCUCUUCUCUCCCAGGUUUGAGCACAGCUGUUUGAGGACUGCAAUGUCAUCGAAAAUGCAGAGUUCCAGUAGCAUAGCUCAUGCCAGGCGGACAGUGCAGCAGCUGAGGAUAGAGGCCAGCAUAGAGAGAAUAAAGGUGUCCAAGGCUUCGUCGGACCUCAUGCACUACUGCGGAGAACAUGCCAAGAACGACCCACUACUCAUGGGCGUCCCCGCCUCAGAGAACCCUUUCAAGGACAAGAAGCCUUGCACUAUAUUGUAGCGGUACACCUGAACUCUUGCUGCUUUUUAUUUUGAUUCUUAUUUAGGGAAAAAGCUGAUAGUUAUGCUGUUCACAACUUGCCUUAAGGCCAAUUCCCCCUUUACCUGUCCUCAUUUUGUUGUGUUUUCACAACUGUUGCAGUUUGAUAAGGAAUGUAUGCUAGUCUGCCUUUCGUUCAGAUUCCAGGUACACCAAAGAGCGCCGAGAGACAACGUGUAGAAGUCAGCAGCUCUAGCCUAAAAAUGACUUUGGUUCAAACAAAGAUUAAUAAAAGGCCGUGUCAAGGCUCAGUGGUGAUUGGUGUGUCUCCACAGUUUUACUCGAUGUAAUUUAGACUCUAGUUCUCUGCUGAAAAGAUCUCGGGGGUGGGCUGGGGGCUCUUAUCCUCUAGUCAUCACAGCAUGCAUAAACAAGCCUCCUAAAUUUCCAAUCCAUUCAGUUUUAACCUUUCUGUCUUCACCCCUCAGUCUCAUCAGUCUCACCGCAGCCUUGCUUUAGGAAGCAGUUAAUCUAGUUUGUGGGCUCCUGAUAAUGAAUGUUCUCAAUGUAAAUGCACCGUCCACCACGGGAGUAGAAAAUGGAAAGGGCAAAGGUCCUUUUGCCAGUGACGCACGGCCCCUACCCAUAGUUGUCUUUUCUGGUCAAGCCAUAGUGAUGAAUUACUGUCUAUGAAAAUUGUCUGUCACAUCUGAAUCAGAAGGUUAGGGUUAGAUAUGCCUCCAUCAGCAUGGUUGUGUGAAAAUAAUUGUCAAGGUAAAAAAGAGUUCUGGCUUUGCAGGUUCAUCUUAAUUUGUCACAUUCAGAAACUACUUCAGUAUUUACUGGCCUUAAGAAUAUGUCAUUAUAUAUAAUUAUCUUUAUGAUUAUUAUUUUGACCAUUUGAGUUUCAGAGACCAACAAUUCACUUUAUAAGUAGACUAGAUUUUUAUUUAAAAUAUUUUGAAAGUUUCUUUUGUAAGUCUUAGUCUUAAAGCUUUUGUUUUUUCCCCCCAGAUGUUACAACAAGGGCUGCACGAUAUAUCAUUUCAGCAUCGACAUUGUGACAUCCGCAUGUGCAAUAGUCACAUUGCAGAAGGUGAGAUGUCAAGUGAGGCAAAUUAACUCAAACAUGUCAUGCUGCAGCUUUUUUGCUGCUGCUUGAUAUAAAAGGAAAACUGGCAAGACUCUUGUUUUCAAUGACUAUUGCAUAAGAACAGGCAGUCUGAUUAUAAUGUAAUUUAGUCAGAUUUUAAAGUUGUUGUAUACACAGAUACCACAUGUAUCUGUUGAAAGUUCCUGAAUUUUUUUAUGUUCCAAUCUCAGCUUCAUCCAAUAUCGUGCAGCCCAAAUUAGCUAUAUUUAUAUUGCAAUGCUAAGCUGUCAGAUGUGAUAAUGCAUGCUGACUGUUUGAAUAAUGUCUCUAAAUUGUGAUGUUGUUGAUACCACAUGGGUAGAUUCUCCUCACUGACUUCAAGUCUGGGCCAUUAUUGUUACUGUUUUUUGUUUGUUUGUUUGUCUUUUCAUGAAUUUGCCUUAGAAAUGAAUGCGUGAGUCUAUUGUUAACGUCUAUUGUGACAUAUACCAUGAGAUAAAGUAGCAAUAUGAAACAUUGUACGUUCAGAUAUGACCAUUUUGUAUGAGGCACUCCUUGCAUGUAUUAAAAAAAAAAAAAAAAAAAAAAACUAUUCAGAGAGAGGCCAUCAUCAACCUGUGCCACCUUAUUAGAUCUACCACCACUGAAGGAAAUGCUCUGCUCGACGGAUCAUAAUUUUUUUUUUUUUUUUUUUGGCCAGAGGUUUCUCUCAGAAGAGUUUAGGCUAAUCUGAGAUGUACCAUUGAGACACUAUGAAACCUGUGAACAUGUGAUGACUGUUAUGAUGUUUUUGAGGUUUAAACUAUCCAUGUUUACAACUGCUCUGCUACAUUUGAAGCUCUCACGGUUACUAUCGGUAGUGAUUUAUUUCUGUUCUUUUACUAUGUAUGUGUAUGACUUGGAAUAUAUGCCUGUGAGUUUAUUGAUAUUAGUUGUGUGUUUGCGCUCAUGACAAACAGAGGCAACUAAUUUUGCGACUUAACCAGCCAGGGCCUUAAUGAAGUAUUGUGCUUCGACCUCUCACCUACCUUUUAGUUGCAUUCCACAAGUGCUGUCGGCUAAUACUGUGAAUAAUGAAGGCCCUUUUGAUGAAGGGAGUAUAUCUUAUUAUACAGUGGGCUGUUAACAUUAUGGACAACACCAUAUUUCAAAAUAGCUAAUUGUAACUAGUAAACCACAUUAAGGUAUCUCUAAGCAGUGGCUAUGGCACUACAUGUUCCUGAAUUUUGUAGUGUUCUGUGUGUUUGAUGGAAAUUGUUUUUUGCUGAUUUAGUCAAACCUCAACUCUGGAUUUCUGUUUUACCACUUCAGUUCAUCCCUUUGAAGUAAAAAUGAUUAUUUCAUUUUGGUAGCUGAUGUAUUGCCAGCAAAUAUUAACAAAUUUAUCAUUUUUUAUUAUUAUUAUUAUUAUUAUUAUUAUUAUUAUUAGAAAAACACCCCCUAAUGUCUGUUGUAUGUAAUUUCUCACUUUACUAAGUGAUGCUGUCGCAAAUCAUGUCACAUUUUGCCUUUACCUGUGUUUGGUAAACUCUAAUAAAUGUAAUGAAAACAA